AUGACCACAGCCAGAGACACUUCCUCUCAAUCAGACAUCAGCAAGAUGAAGACAGAACCUGAUGGCUCGUUCAAACGACAGGCCUCUUCCUUCCGUAACACGAUUGAGAAAGGGGGGAAAUUCCCUCCCGAGCAAGAUCGUUACCAUCUUUAUGUUUCUUAUGCCUGUCCAUGGGCUACGAGAACUUUGAUUGUAAGGAUACUCAAAGGUUUAGAAGCCAUUAUUCCUGUUACUGUGGUAUCUCCUCACAUGGGAGCACAUGGCUGGCCAUUUGCGCAAGUCGAUCCAUUUCCCGCUGCAGACGAAGAUCCGCUGUACAAAUCCCAACACGUCAAGGACCUCUACCUGAAAGCCGAUCCUGACUAUUCUGGCCGCUUCACCGUUCCGGUCCUGUGGGACAAAAAGCAACACACAAUCGUCAACAAUGAGAGUUCAGAGAUCAUUAGGAUUUUCAACACAGCUUUCAAUGAGUUUUUGCCAGCUGAAAAGGCUGCUCUUGACUACUACCCGGAAGAUCUUCGCGCUCAGAUCGACGAGGUCAACGAGUGGGUUUAUCCUAACAUCAACAACGGUGUGUACAGGUCUGGAUUUGCCACCACACAAGAAGCCUACUCCAAGGCAGUUGUCGAAGUAUUUGAAGCUCUUGAUAAAGCCGAAAAGCUCUUGACUGGCAAAGACUAUCUCAUCGGUAACAAGCUUACCGAGGCGGACAUCCGACUCUGGGUGACCAUUAUCCGAUUCGAUCCUGUAUAUGUCGGACAUUUCAAGUGCAACAUUCGCACCAUCCGCGACGGUUACCCUGCCAUUCACAGAUGGAUGCAAAAAUUGUAUUGGGAGAACUCGGCCUUCAAAGAUUCAACAAACUUUGAACAUAUCAAGUCCCAUUACUAUUGGUCCCACACCUCGAUCAACCCUACCCGGAUUGUCCCUGUUGGGCCCAUACCCAACGUCCUCCCAUUGUAA
Molecule: messenger RNA, 963 nt
Organism: Psilocybe cubensis
Lineage: Eukaryota; Fungi; Basidiomycota; Agaricomycetes; Agaricales; Agrocybaceae
Exons: 9
Coding region: 1-963 (320 amino acids)
Cellular component (GO): cytoplasm
Molecular function (GO): glutathione transferase activity
Source: RefSeq, a predicted model, not a curated record